AUGUCAUUUCCAUUCCCAUCAUUCUGUGCUGGCUGUGGCAAAAGCAAAAGACCAAACGAACCUCAUCAAUGUGAUUUACCACCUAGAACUACAGAUACAUUCUGUGUACAUUGCCGAUCAUGGAUAUCAGUCCCUACUGCAAGAAGAUGUCCAAAUUGCAAUAGCGUAUUACAUGGAGGCAUAGUUGUGAGUAAUCCUAAUGAACCAGACUACUCAGUGGUUCAUUAUCACAGAGGUAAUACUAAUAGAAAUCCAUAUGGUGGAAAUCCUUUUGGAGGAAAUCCUAAUGGUGGUUUUGGUGGAAAUCCUUAUAGUGGCAAUCCUUAUGGUGGCGGAGGUGGAUUUAUUGAUAUAAUUCUUGUUUACGAAUGGAGACAGGUGGUCACCUUUCAAAAUUAA
Heterostelium album PN500 is the source of this 399-nucleotide messenger RNA. RefSeq lists its product as uncharacterized. The transcript has 2 exons. NCBI's taxonomy places the organism in Eukaryota, Evosea, Eumycetozoa, Acytosteliales, Acytosteliaceae. The coding region runs from base 1 to 399 and encodes 132 amino acids. The record is from RefSeq and is a predicted model, not a curated record.